Molecule: messenger RNA, 1087 nt
Organism: Trichoderma asperellum CBS 433.97
Lineage: Eukaryota; Fungi; Ascomycota; Sordariomycetes; Hypocreales; Hypocreaceae
Source: RefSeq, a predicted model, not a curated record
CUUAGAACAAAGACAAAACUUCUCUUUUUCUCUCCGGUCUCUUCUUCUUCACACUAAGCAAGCAAACGGAGAGAAGAGUGACAAACUAACGAGACGUGAUUGGCGGCGCUGUCAUGGCCAUGAUGAUGCUGAUGAUGCUCCAAGCUCUAGGAUGCGUAGAGACAGCUUGGCGUAGUCUAGUCAGGUACAGCAGUGUGUACCCAAUGGUCUGCUAUUGUAUGUCGAGUGAAGCCGUAUAAAGAUCCCAUCCUAGGCACUCAGCAGUUCCAAAUCAAGUUCUGCCAUUCAACUUGAGAAAGAAAUAAAUUCUUGAGAUCAACUACGACGCCCAAAAACCAUCAACCCACCAAGAUAGAAACAACAAAACAACCAUGGCUUCUCCUGUUAUUUACAAUCGUGGCGGUCCUGUCCAAAUCGCCCAUCCUGGCCCAUUCACUUGUACGCAGUCCAUCUGCUCAGACACGGCAUGCGCAGACAACAGUCUUGAGUUCCAAUGUCUCUCGCAAGUUAUGCAAGGGUACGACAUCUCCUUUCUCGGCUUGACCAUGCAGUGUGACAGCGACUCGACCGUCUAUCCAUUCAUGAGCUGCACUUGCUCCGAGGGUUUUGUCAAUUGCGAUGAUAACGGGGCUAAAGAAGGCGAGGGGAGUCCCAGUGUAGAUGGCGCAAGUGGCUACGCUGCGGAUAUCACAUUGGUUGGAAAGCGAGGUGGGGGUGUGCCGACUAUGCAAAGCGCCGAGGGCAGCAGUUUCGAUAUUCAGACUGCUUCAGCUAUUCAGACAGCUGGAGGCAUCACUCAGGGCACUCAAACUAUUCCUGCUGUCCAGACGGCCGGGGGUGGUGCUCAAGAAAGCCGGACCAAGACUACUCCGACUGCGCCAAACUCGCCGACUGCGACGGGUGCGGCCAACAAAUACUUUGGCGAUGGGCUCGGAUGGCAGCUGAGACUUGGUCUUGUCGCCCUCGUCUCGGCUGAGCUGACCCUCUGAGGCUCUCUGGUUAGUCUCACGGCACACUCUGUACGUUAUGUAUACGCUGUGUGUGUUUACCUACUCGAGAUUAGUAUACGGAAUCUCUUUCUUCUUAU